CUCAAUACAGUCUAAUCCAAAUGGGACCAUACAAACUACAAUUGGGCCAUUACGUAAUCAAACGCUUGCAAAGCAUGCGCGCUACCACUGCGCUAAACGCCCAUGCUCAAAGUGGAAAAUUCGAGUCAGGUAUGGCCAACAAGGGUAGACCCACUGCUUAGAACUACUGCCGCCGUCUGUCCAACCCGGCUUCUGUAUUUUCACCAUGACUUUGGAUUCUUUACUUCUCUCUUCCGGCAACAAGCCCAUUGACACGGAACUCGAUGCCCUAUUCCAAUCCAAUGCUACCAAACCCAUAUCUGGGCCGUCGCAUAGUAAUACGGCGGAGGUGGCCUCGAAGAAACCUAAGCGAUCCAAGUCUACUUCGUCAGCGUCCGCGAAGCAAGGCAAGGUGCCCAAGCCAAUAAAAACUCAAAAGACUAUGAAACACCCAAAAAUCAGUACCGACAACGACGACGAGCUGGAGGAUACCUACGCGAAGUCGAAAGAGGUUCAAAUUGAGAACGGCGGUGAAUCCGAGCCAGACGAAGAUCCCUCGAAACUCGUUCAUGAAUCGGUAGCACAGAGCGCUACUUUUACUGGUCGUUCCAGUCAGAAGCGCAAAUUCGUGCCUUCUGACGAGACACAGGAGCAACGGGAUUUACGCACGAUCUUCGUUGGAAAUUUAUCUAUCGAAGUUGCUCAAAAAAGUUCUCAUCGUUACGCACAGUCUGCACUUAAACAGCUACAUCGGCAUAUUAUUGGUCUGGUUCCUAAUGGAAAAGUUGAAUCAACUCGUUUUCGUUCCAUUGCUUUUCAGACUCCCACGUCUAAACUUCCUGAAGAUGAUACCUCGGAGAAAAAGGCGAAGGCGCCGGGGAAGGCAAAGAAAACUAGAGAACAUGGCAAAGAUCGCGCUUCGUCAUGGAAAGACAACAAUGAAGACGACUCUACCAAAAAUGACGAGAAGAAAUUCCUUACACCGAGCCAAAAGAAACGCAUUGCUUUCAUCAAUCACGAUUUCCACUCCUCCGCCGACCUCACGAAUGCUUAUAUCGUUUUCGCGCACCCCAUUCCUCCGGAAAACAGACCAUCUAACCUGCCUCCUUUGCCUCCUACGCUUGACCCAUAUGAAGCGGCGCGCUUAGCAGCGGACGUAUGCAAUGGCUCGACCUUCAUGGACCGUGUUCUUCGCGUGGACCUCAUUGGAAGAACGGGCACACAAGGUCAAGGCGACUCGGUUGACGGUGAUCCCAAGUCGUCAGUUUUUGUCGGUAAUCUGGAUUUUGGGAGUAAAGAAGAAGAUCUUAGAGUGUUUUUCGAAACGCUUGUCACAGAAGAACGUGGACCGCCAACUGGGGAUGACGAUCAGGAUGGAGAUGUAAAGAAAUCGCUGACGUGGGUGACCAGGGUUAGAAUUGUUCGAGACAAGGAAACACAGCUUGGAAAAGGGUUCGCUUACGUUCAAUUUACCGUGAGUGCCUCUUUUUCAUCAUUUAUUGGCGUGGAUAUCUUAUUGGCUUCCCAGGACCGACAAUGCGUCGAUGAGGUUCUCGCGUUGGAAGAAGGGAAACUUAAGUUCGCCAAACGCAAAUUGCGUGUGCAACGCUGCAAGACACUCCCAGGAGGACAGCGCCCCACUAGUUCGGUGCCCGCGGGAACUAAGACCCUAGUCCAGCCGUCAAUACCCGCCGGCGAUCCUUCAUUAGGCGACAGACUCGCUCAUCUCACCAAAGAGGCCCGCAAACACGUCAAGUCCACUGAUGCAGACCGAGUCGCUCGACGCUUGGCAAAGAAAAAGGCGAGACUCGCUUUGAGUAAGGAGGGAGUGAAGGUGCACAGCAAAGAUCGUGAUAGGACGCGAAAGAAACCAUCGUCCGCUUCAUCCCGCAAAACGAGCUCUACGAAGUCGACACGAAUGAGGAGCGAUAAAAGUGUCGCCAAGAAGAAUACGAAGAAACAAUAG
Molecule: messenger RNA, 1945 nt
Organism: Desarmillaria tabescens
Lineage: Eukaryota; Fungi; Basidiomycota; Agaricomycetes; Agaricales; Physalacriaceae
Exons: 5
Coding region: 206-1945 (579 amino acids)
Molecular function (GO): RNA binding
Source: RefSeq, a predicted model, not a curated record